CUCACGUCUCUCGGCUUUCGGCGGCGCGGUCAAAGUCUCGACUCUCGACAUCAACAUUUCUCUCCUCUCUCCCUCCAUCUCCCUCCCGCCACAUCAUCUCUGGACACUCAGGGGACAACUUGUUGGCCUAGCUUUUCGGUCUCAGACUCCACUGCUGAUAAACCCGCCUUCUUGGAGCUAUCGGCCGUCCAAUAACCGGGCUACCUGUGUUUCACUUAUUCCUGUGUUUCCCUCAAACGCCAUAUUCGCGGUCACCGACACUCUUGUAUAGCACAACCUCGCCGAACGAGACCGGGCAACAUACUCAAACCCGCCUGCUUUAAUGAUUCGCAUCGCUAACGGGGACACAGGCAUGCAUCACGAGAACAUGGACCAUCAACGCGAUGGCCGCGCCCUCGUGCAUGACCCGCCUGACUUGGCGGAGAGCUCUCGCUCGCCGAAGCGCGCACGCAACAAUAGCACAGCGCAGGCGAGCCCGAGCGCGCAGCCGAUACAGCCUAUCCUUUACCCGGCAUCGCACUCAAUACCGCACCCACCGCCUCAAUCCAUGCACCAGAUCCCUCAUUCUGUGACACCAGGCGGGCACCAUUCGGGAGGGGAGGGCGAGGGGGUGCAUGUAUCGGGAAGAGGUACGCCGGAGGAGCCUCACGCACCUCCGUCGGGAUCAGGACGCAAGUCGCAUAGCAAGAAGCAGCCGUUGUCGUGCGCAGAAUGCCGCAGGUUGAAGUUACGCUGCGAUCGGGUGUUCCCGUGCCAGUCAUGUACGAAGCGAGGGUGCGCAGAGAUAUGUCCAGACGGUGCUUUGACUUCGGGGAAAGGAAGCAGGUUCAUCUUGGCGAACACGGAACAACUUCACGCAAAGAUCAUCAACAUGUCAGAGCGUAUCCGCGUUCUCGAAGAAGCGCUCAACGCCGCACACGCAAACACGUCACCGCCGCCGACCAUCCCACACCCCCUACUUAGCUCUGAUCAGCUUCUUAUCAAGAACGCGCUGGAGCUCUACUCAUCAGCCGCCCCGCUCCCGAGCCGCCCGCCUUCUGGUAAUGGCGUCCAGCACCAUUCUGGGAAUGGCACGGUCGUUCAGAACGGCUCGCCAGACCCUCACUCACCCGUGCACUCCAUUUCCCGUCCUCUCCUUCACGAUGGUCCUGGCCCUUCGUCGCCUCCUCGUUCUGAAGCAAUUAUCAAAACUUCUCCCACUCCAAGCGAGUAUUCACUACCUCCAGAAGUCGCGCGCCUAAGCGCCUCCUUCCCUCUCCCCUGGGCUACAGUAAACCCCCCUCGCCCCCAAAUCUACGCGCUGCUUCCUCUCAGGGAAGAGGCGACUCGCCUCUGCAUGAUAGCGCGCGCGAAUGCGCUGUGGCAAUACAACCUGGACCCGUCGGAGACGUGGCUCCCGAACAUUCUUCAUCAUGUGUACACAACGCCGCUGCCCGAGGUCAACUUCCGCCGCGUCGGUCUGCUCUAUAUGCUAUGUGCUAUGGGUCUGCUGGUAGAUCUGAACGGCGAGAAGGAGAGCCCGAUGGCGGAGGUUUACCAUCAGCUUGCCAGGGCGAGUCUUUGCGAGAUUAACGUGCUGGAUGAGCCAAGUUUGGACUUGCUACAGACGCUGUUUUAUAUGAUCUGGUAUCUCCUGAUUUUUUCGGACAAGGCUCAGGCUGUAGCAUAUGCGUGGAGUCUCUCGGGUCUCGCUAUGAAACUUGCUCAGAGUUUGGGUCUACAUCGCGAGGGACACAAGUCGAAGGCGAUCCCGGAAGAAUCGCAAAGGCGGCAGAUGCUCCUUUGGGAACUACUUUCGCUUGAUGCGCGCUUGGCACUCUCUCUUGGGCGACCUCCGUCGAUCUCGAUCGAUCACGUAGAUUGCCGGCGGCCGUCGUAUACGGCCGACGGUAUGGUAAUUGCGCCUGGGUGCCCGUCUUACCACGAGUGGAAACACUCAUUCUACGAGCAUUGCCUCGCCCCGGUGCUGGGCACGAUGAUGAGUGCCCACGAGCCACAGUAUGCACACGUCAUUGAGACGGACGCGCGUGUGCGGGGCUUCUUGGUGCCAGACGCGCUUGAUAUCUUCACGUCGGUUGGCGUUGACUCGCUUGACAUCCAUGGCCCUGCUUGGCUCGGAAAGAGCCGAGGUCCGCGCGAGUGGGGGCUGGAGCCCGGGUCAGUGGCGAAGCGGCAGCUGACGAUGCAGCAGGUGCUUGUCAGCACUGGACGGGAGAUUGUGUUGUUGCAGCUGCACCGGAACUUCCUCACGGAUGCUCUGAGCGAUGCAUCGGAGUUCUCGUAUGCGCACCGGUAUGGGCCAAGUGUGAUUGCAACAUAUGGCGCUGCGGCACGCUUGAUUGCGACGCUGGAUGCGAUGGAGAAGAAUGAACCGGCUCUUAGCAAGCGCUUUAUGUGUUUCUGGUUCAAUGCGUUUUCUGGGGCGGUCGCGUUGUCGCUGAUUGUGUCGCGGGCGCCUUCACUCAGCCUCGCGCCCUACGCCCUCGGGGAACUCGACAAGGUUCAUCGCCUGUUCUCCAAGGUUGCUGAGGAGUGUCCUAGAGUUCAUCAGGCUCUGCCGCUGCUGAGCAAGAUCGUGGAGAAAGCGCAUCGCUCGUAUGUACAGUGGCAUCAAACGCAAGUACCGCCCCAGCGUUCUGUCUCGGGCUAUGCUCCAGUCAGCUCGGCACGCACUGAAAGCCGCGACAGCGAUGGUGUCCUGGCCGACGGUGUAUCCCCAGCGUCCUUCGCGCAUGUUCACGGCGAGCUGCGCCAGUUGCUGUGUGCAGUCGAGCGCGACGCCCCGCCGCCCGUGCGCGAGCACUCGCCCACGUCGUGGUCGGGCAAAGCACCAUUUUCCAACGUGGACAGCGACGAGAUGCUGGCGAGCUUCCGCCGGUCGGGCGGUAGUUAUGGGGAUGUCGAGAUGCACUUGGGCGGCGGAGGCCAACGCGUUGGGAACCACACGUUUAACCUUGAUUUUGGUGCUCUGGGGUCUAACCUCGAGAACCAGAGCAGCACGUACAUGUCGUGGUUCUGACGUUGCAACUGUUUUGCUUGUUAGUGAUGUCUGUCGAUUUUCUUCCAUCUCUGUUUUGCUUUUCACUUGGUUCUACCCAAUCCUUGUGAUCAUGUUGCCGAUCACACUUCCAUUCCAUCCACGUACACGUAGUGAAGAUUGGCACAGCGCAUAGUUUCUCUGUGGCAUAUUGUCGAGUAGUUUAGCUUCACUCUUCCUGUAUUUUUCCCAAAGGCGUCUUGCUUUACCUGACGCGGAGUAAUGACAUUGUAAC
This is a messenger RNA of Coniophora puteana RWD-64-598 SS2, 3272 nucleotides long. RefSeq lists its product as uncharacterized. Gene Ontology annotation, molecular function: zinc ion binding; DNA-binding transcription factor activity, RNA polymerase II-specific; DNA binding. Bases 323 to 3019 code for a protein of 898 amino acids. The transcript has 13 exons. NCBI's taxonomy places the organism in Eukaryota, Fungi, Basidiomycota, Agaricomycetes, Boletales, Coniophoraceae. The record is from RefSeq and is a predicted model, not a curated record. Gene Ontology annotation, biological process: DNA-templated transcription; regulation of DNA-templated transcription.